CCCCCAGCCCGCCCCCAGCCCGCCGUCCUUCCCACGCCCGACUGGCGGACCUGCUGAGCGGUGUCCUCUCUGCUGCCGGGACAAAGGCGGUGCCACCAUGGCUCUCCGCGCGGCGCUCGGCCGAGGGGACCGGGGCGCCGGCGCCAAGGAGCUGGAAUCCCUUGACAUCUGUAUUCAGCACACGCUCUCUGCCCUCUACCCCCCCUUUGAGGCCACGGCAGCCACGGUGCUCUGGCAGCUGUUCAGCGUGGCAGAGAAGCUCUACCGUGGGGAUGGGCUGCGCUGCCUCACAGACUUCCUCAUCCCGGCCAGGAGGGCCCUGCAGCACCUGCAGCAGGAGGCCUGUGCCCGGUACACAGGCCUCCUCUUCCUGCAUGAAGGCUGGCCGCUGUGCAUCCACGAGAAGGUGGUGGUGCAGCUGGCAUCCCUGCGCGGAGUCAGGCUCAGGCCUGGGGACUUCUACCUGCAGAUCACCGCUGCCGGGAGGCAGUCGGCCAGACUGGUCUUGAAAUGCCUGUCCAGGCUUGGACGAGGCUCAGAGGAAGUCGCUGUCCCUGAGGCCAUGUACGGCUGCGUCUUCACGGGAGAGUUCCUGGAGCUGGUGAAUGGGGAGCGGAACAGUGUCCCCCUGCAAAACUGCUUGCUGACCUCGGGCUCAGCAGUCUAUCGCACCCCAUGGAGCAAUGUCACAGACCCCAUCUUUGUGCCCUCCAAAGGGACUGUCCUGCCCAGCUGCCCCGGACCCCCCAGGCCCAGCAGCGUCCUGGAGGCCCCAGCCCCAGCACCAGCCAUGGCCAGCCCUGCUUCCCAGGGGCACCCCGUGGCCCUGCCCCACUGUGGUGGGCAUCCUGGCAGUGCCCAGCCCCGCUCCCUUCCUUCCCCAAGAGGAGCUGAGUGUGAAAGCCCCAGGACCCUGUCUGGGAGCCCUAACAGAGGCCCUGAGGGCAUCAGCCCCUCAGAGCAGGACCCCUGGGAGCCCCCCAAGGGCCCGGGAGGACCAGGAGGGAGGCUGGACACCGUGGACAAGAAGGACGGCUCCCAGGCCCUCGCCUUCCUUGCAGAUGGGGGCAGCCCCAGCUCCAGGAGGCGGCUGCCUGGGACCCCAGCCAGCCUGGAGGCCAGACGCUGGUUCAGAAAGUCCUACAUGGAGGCGCUGCAGAACCCCAUGCCACUGGGCUCCAGCUCCGAGGAAUCCAUCGGGGACGAGGUCUGUGGCUCCCGGAUCCAGGGCUGCAGGACCAGGGGGCCUGAGGCAGCUACCAGCUUGGCCCGUGAAGAGCCCCCCCGCCCCUGGCGAGCCCCCCAGCAGCUCCUGAGCGAGGAGAGUGGCCCAGGAGCCCCAGGAGGGACCCUUCCCAGGAGGUCGCGGUCCUGGGACAGGACCCUCAGAGGUUCCCGAGAUGACAGCCGGCAGGUGCCCCGCCACUCAGCCAGCGCCAGUCCCGAGGGUCUCCUGGGAGGACCAGCCAUGGAGACCAGACCCGCAGGCUCCAGCCAUCCAGGCACAGCAGAGAGUCCCAGUGGCACCAGCCAGGAAGCUGAUGUCGAUGCAGAAGGCAGCAGCUUCGGAGGGGCCAGACCCAGCCAGCAUUCAGACGUGCUUCCCGAGCAGCUCUGCCCUGAAGGUGAGGGGCGCUGCACAGGAGACCUGCUGGGUCCCGUGCCCAGGCAGGUGCUGGAGGUCAACCAGGAGCUGCUGCAGUCGGGGGUGGUCACCCUCCCAGGAACCCGAGACCGUCAGGGCAGAGCGGUGGUGCAGGUCUGCCUGCGGGGCCUGCCUUGGUCCAGCGAACACACGUCCAGCACGGAGCUGACCCGCCUGCUGAGAUACCUCCACACCGUCCCCAGGAAGGAGGUGCGGGAGCUGGGGCUGGUCAUCCUGGUGGACGCACGCAAGAGUCUGGCCGCCCCUGCCCUCACCCAGGCCCUGGCAGCCCUGCAGAACACAUCCCCUCCCAUAAUUCAUAGUAUUUUGCUGUUGGUGGAUAAAGAAUCAGCAUUUAGGCCUGACAAGGAUGCAGCAAUUCAGUGUGAGCUGGUGAGCUCCCUCAAGGCCCUGCACAGACUGGUGGACAGCGCCCAGCUGACUGCCGCGCUCGAGGGCUCCUUUCGCUACAGCCACGGGGCCUGGAUCAGCUUCCGCCGGAAGCUGGAGCCCUUUACCGCCAACUGCGAGGAAGCCAUUGUUUUCCUACAGAAUUCAAUCCGCUCGCUGCACGCCCACAGGACCCCAAGCACAGCACAGGAGGUCGCAGAAUUGAUCCGCAAACACAAGGCGAUGAUGAGGUGUGUCCUGGAAGACGUGCGGCUGGUGGGCUUGCGGCUGGAAGGCGGCACUGUGCUGGCAUGGCUGAGGCGAGAGGAGCCUGGCACGGGCUGCGACUGCCGAGACGCCAUCGAGGCUGCCUCCAGGCUGUACAACCAAGUGGACGAGGAGGUCCACAGGCUGGUCCUCACCUCCAACAGGUGUCUGCAGGAGCUGGAGGGCCUGCAGGAACUGAAGGUGCUCCAGGAGGGAGGAGACCGGCGAUGUCACUGGGAAGGACUGCAGCUGAUGGCAAAGGACUUGCGAGGCACAGAGGACGGGACCCAGGACUUCAGAAGGUGUCCGAGCCCCAUGGCCGGCCCGGCUGAGCAGAGGGAGGGAGGCCAGGCCCGCCUGGCUGAGUUCUGCGAGACGGUACACGCAUCCACGCUGUGCCUCCUGGGGACACGCGUGAGCGCCCUGUCCCCUUGCUGCGGACCCUGGACAUUCGGAGGGCACCUGGGCAGGCCUGAGCGGGUCCCGCUCUGGGACAGUGGCAGCACCCCGUCAGACCACCCCACUUUCCCUAGGCCUGUGGGAGUUUAUUUAUGUACCCAGCAGGCCACAGGGACCCUCAAGACCCAGAAUGAUCGCUGCAGCCCAGCAGCACCUGCACACUCGCCAGCCCUAAAAUUGCUCACUGUUAGGGUGCCGGGGUCAGAGCCCUCAGGAGCACAGAAUCCACGGGGCCAGGCAGGCCAGGAACUCUGGCCACUGUCACUAUCCCUUGGCUCCCACACCAGGCAGAGAUGGGGACUGUUUCACGGUCUUUCCAGCCCUGAUGGUCCAGUGUGGCCGGCAGCUGCCCUCACGGGCAGAGGGUCUUCUUCUUGCUCUGGCCUCUGGCUCACCCUGGUCAGCAGAACAAGCAGGGUGAGUGGGUGGACACCACGGCGCAGUGCGCCCCUCGAGCACCUGGGCCCAGAGCUGGCCGCCGAGGAUCUGAAGAGCUGUCUCCAGGAGGCCAAACGGAGCUUCCCCAGGAUGAGCGAGGUGGUGGCUGGCGGUGACUUGUGGCUGCAGACUGGAGUCCAUUGGCAAGAGGCCCUUGGAGAGGCAGCCCCCAGCCCUGGCACCCCACCCCUGGGCCGGAACCCCCUGAAGCACGAGGGGCGGCCCCUGGCACCUUCUUGGACCCCCCUGGGCUGCACUGGAGAAUGGGCCCACCUGCUGCCCAGCCUUGCUGGACAAGUGGCUCUGUGUGGGUGGGAGGGUGAGUGCCUGGGCCCAGGUGUACUUGCCCAGGACCCCGGCUCCACCUGCUCCUCCGAGCCCAUGCAGACACCCACUGUCCACCCCAGGAAGCAUCCAACGAGAAAGGUGACAAGGAAGACACAAAGCUUUGAGAUUCCUCAGCUCGAUGCAGACCACAGGGACUCCCACUGGCUGGGUCACACCGGGGUCUUUAUUGAAGGCCUGGAGGUGACCAGCGCCGUGGCCUCCGAGACUUCCCCACUGAGGCCACAUGCCAAGCGCACUUCCGUGCCUCGGAACCAGAGUCUGUCCUCUCCCUCCAGGACCCACCCCCCGAGGAUGGGAGGGCGCGAGCAGAGAGGCGAGGCGGAGGCCCUCCAGCUUAUGGGCGCGGGGGUCCGUGGGGACGCUCAGCCGACCACAGUGCGUGAUGGCCGAGAUGGUCUCACGGGGAGGGAGUAUGUUAGGUCCUUGAGAUACGUCAUCGACAGCUGUUUCCCAAAACUGGAAAGGGCAGACCUGCACCAGGACCUUCGAGGGAAGCGCAGCCUCCUUUUCAGCAACUGGAAGAAGUUCUAUGCCUUCCGCUGCCGGCACUGCCCCGGGGAGCUGGAGCGCUGCUGCUGCUGGCACUGCCCCUGGGCCGUGGCCCACGGGUUCCUGGGACAUGAAGAGCAGUUUGGAUGCUUGCUCUACAGCAAGCACAAGCUCCUGUUGGAUGCCCUGCUCCGCAGCAGCGGCAACGCCUUCAUCCAGGACAGGCAGUGGGAGCUGGGCAACAGGAUGGACCUCGCCUUCUACCUGCUGAGGCCCGUACAGCGCAUGGCCAAGUACGCACUGCUGCUCCGGGACCUGGAAGAGGCCGCCCGCUGCCCCGCCCGUGAGCAGGAGCUGGGGGAGCUGCGGGCCACAGAGGACGUGAUCCGCUUCCAGCUGUGCCUCGGCAACCAUCUGCUGGCCAUGGAUGCCAUGCGCGGCUGCGACGUGGAUUUGAAGGAGCAGGGGCAGCUAAGGCACCAGGAUGAGCUCCACGUCUGCUGUGGCACGUGUUUCUGUUUGAAGACUCACCUGUUCAGCAAGACCCAGAAGGUGGAUGGGGGCCCUGACGUGUACACCUACAAGCGGUCCUUCAAGGCACCGCAGGUCGGGACGACGGAGAACGUCGGGGACAGCGGCUUGAGGCUUGAGAUCUGGUUCCGAGGGCAGCGGAAAUCUCAGGACUACACUCUCCAGGCCAGCUCCUCGGAGGUCGAGACUGCCUGGGCGGCCGCCGUAGAGAAGACCCGGCGGCAGGCUCUGCAGCGCUGAGAACUCAGGCUGCAGAAGGUGGUGUCCAGAGGGAGAGACAGCAAGCCGGUCACGGACAUCAAGCCCGGCGAUGCAGCGACAAGCGACAGGGCCAUCGAUUACAACAUGAAGGGAACAGGUUAGUGGCCGCUCCCCCACCCCCGACUAACCUCCCCCAGAGUCUCUAAGCGCAUAAGCGCCCUGGGACCAGCACAGGCACAGGGGAGGGCCAGGGUUCUUUCUGUGCGCGGGCAUUUCAAUAGAAGGGGCUGGGCCCCUGGCCCCUGGUCACUCUACAGAGGUCACACCACUGGGCUCCAGGGGUGCCCUCAAGAGCAUCCUUCCAUCAGGGGUGGCACCUUGGGGACCCAGCACCUUUUCCUUCUGACACCCAGUCAUACCUGCCCGCAGCCUGGAGGCUGGCCAGUGCACUCUGAGGUCACCAAAGCCACAGUACGGAGCCUGCUGUGGUGUCCAGUUCUAAUUUGCUGGAACAUAAACAAAAGGGGGAAAGAUGGGAGGGAGGGGCUACAGCCGGGACCCCUCAGACAAGGCUGCAGCUGCAGGAGGACCCUCCUGCCCUGCUCGCUGAAUGGCGUGUCCAGGACUGUCACUCCUGCACCCCCAGUCUUGGAGCAAGAGUCCCACACGCCCCAGAGUCCUUCAGUGCGGCCCUGGGUGGGAGCCACAGGACGCCCGCCAGGGCUAGGCCUGGGCACGGUGCCCACUGUGUCCAGGAAGAGGCCCCAGCACUGCAGGUUCCUCGGCUCUGAGGCCAAUUCCUCCACUCAGAUCUCAGAGCCUGGACGUUUGGGGGUGGGGGGGGCUCGAAGGAGCACCAGGGGACAGCGUGGCAGUGGCACCCGUCUGGUCUGGGCAGGUUCAGGGCAGAGCAGGAGAGCCCCAGGCCACCUCCACCUCCUGCAGCCGAGUCUGGCCCAGAUCUAAUCACAGAUCUGUCAGUAAAUCUGGUUCCCUGUGCCUUUUCCGUAAACUGCACACGAAGUCAUCUAAUGCUCUGUUCACACAAUCAGCUCCUCGUGGGACACGUGGACAGAUACACACUCCCAUUCAUGUUCUGGGGUCAGCAAACGCUGAACAGACUCUCUUCAGGGCCAAAACCCUUUGUAGCCUUGGCCUUGGAUGCCCCGUGAUGCCGGCGGAGGCUGUCCUGGCCAUGCUGCUCCCUCACUCUCCAGACCUGUGAGUGUCACCUUGCAGAGGGUGUCCGUCCCUGCCCUUGCUCAGCCCGAUUGAUCUUCAAAAGGAUGCGUGUCCCCAAGUCUGAGAGCGCCGUGGGGGACAAGGCCGAGGGGCAGGGGUGGGGACGUAACAGUGGUCCGUCUUUGGCAGCUGUGAUGGAGCCAGAUGAGACGCGGCCCCUCUGCGCAGAGGAACCCGGACCCAGGUGAGCACACGAGGAAGAACGCACUCGAGCCGGGCUCCUGACCGCCCCCUGCCAGCCUCGGGGGGCCCGGGCAUGUGUCACAGGGGCCCCUCGUCCUGCCUGCACAGAGCCCCUGAGCAGGAGAGUGUGGACCCCCGGCUCUGGAGGACAGGGGACAUGGGGUGUCCCAGAGCAGGGGGCCCUCUGGACCGUGUUUCCCGGCCUGCCAGGUGACGCAGGCCACGGGGCCACCCACGUGCAGCCUGUGCGCUGUGCCCCGGAAGCCAGGAGCCAUUCCUGAGCAUGACAGUCACCUUUAAAAAGCUGGGUGCUGCUAGCGGUGCUGGAGUUAGGUUCCACCGUGAGUCUGGGACAAGUCAGGCUGUGCUCGGACAAGCUGGGCCUGUGCUGGGCGGUCCUGUCGGUGUGGAUGAUACCUGAGAGGACCCCUCACCACUCUGAGGAGGCCUUAACAGGCCUCCUGCCACAGGCGCCCCCUCCCCCCAGGCCCCAUCCUGGGCAAGGGCGACACCAGACGUCAGCAGCUGGGGGCAGGGGCCUCAGCUUCCUCAUCAGCUGCUUUCCCUGUUCCCCGUUUCAGUGCCGACUGUUCCCAACUUCAGGAACAUAAAUGGAUUAUUUUUUCCUUCCACACAGUCAGGCCUCUCCUCCUGGGUUCUGCUGGGUCAGGGGCAUGACCAGCAUGCCGACCCCAGGGAGCUUGGCCCCUGCAUGAGGGGACAGGGCCCUGGGUGGCUGAGGCCCCUCUGGGAUCAGCCUGGUCCCUGUCCCUGUCCCCCAUCCUCAGGUGAGGUCAGGGGAAGCUCCCGUCACCUCCCACACACCUUGCCUGCCUGACAAGGCUGGGAUCCCCUGGAGGGUGAUGCCUCCCCAACUGAUGUCGACCCCCGCCCCACCCCAGAGGAGGCACUGCUGAGGUGCUGAGAGAACAGCAAGCAGGACUGUCCCUGAUGGAGGGUCUGACC
Sus scrofa (pig) is the source of this 7159-nucleotide messenger RNA. The record is from RefSeq and is a predicted model, not a curated record. NCBI's taxonomy places the organism in Eukaryota, Metazoa, Chordata, Mammalia, Artiodactyla, Suidae.